Strongyloides ratti is the source of this 1698-nucleotide messenger RNA. Its product is annotated as AVL9/DENND6 domain family-containing protein. Gene Ontology annotation, molecular function: guanyl-nucleotide exchange factor activity. The transcript is spliced from 4 exons. Bases 1 to 1698 code for a protein of 565 amino acids. The record is from RefSeq and is a predicted model, not a curated record. Gene Ontology annotation, cellular component: recycling endosome. NCBI's taxonomy places the organism in Eukaryota, Metazoa, Nematoda, Chromadorea, Rhabditida, Strongyloididae.
AUGGGGAAAGAAAAUGAAAAAAAACCUUGGGAAAGAUUUCACAAAUGGAUUCAUUCAAUAUGUGUUGUAAAAUUUGACUUAGAAAUUGGGCAAAUAAUUGAGUUUAUCUAUCCAGGAGAUACAUACUUAAGCAAAGAAGAAAGUACAAGUAUAUGUUAUAUGUCAAUGCCUGAUUCUCAUAGUCCUGUAUCACAAGAAACUAGUUAUCAUUUUAGAUUACAUAAAACAUUUGACAGGGAUACUCAUACACAUCAAUUAUUUAUCAAAAAUUGUCCACAAGCAUUAUCUACAAAUUCACAAUUUUUAUAUGGAUACGUCGUUUUUCGUCAACAAAAAGAUAUUAAUAUAAAACGUGGGUAUUAUCAAAAAAGUGUUGUAAUAUUAGCACCAUAUCCUCUUCAUAUAUUUUAUUACAAUAUUGUUAAAAUUAUUUCUAAUGCAUUUUUUGAAUUUGGUGAAUUAGCAAUUGAAAGUGCAUGUAAACAAUUAGAUGAUUGGCCUGCUCCAGAACCAGGAGCUAUAUUAAAAUUAGGACUACUUAAUAAUACUAUACAUUGUCGUAUACCAAAAUCAAAUGAUAUUGAACAAAGGUAUAAUUUAUUAUCACCUAUUCAUGAAAAUGAAGAAAUAUCAGAAAUAAAAUUACAUACAAUGCAUGAAUUUAAUCUUUAUAAAUAUCUUCGUAGUAUAGCAUCUAAUUUAAAUGCAUUAUGGGAAAUUGUUCUUACGGGUGAUCCAUUAAUUGUAAUGGCACCUUCUCCAGCCAUUUGUGCUCCAUUGACAGAAGCAUUAGUUUCAUUAAUACAUCCAUUACAAUAUUCUGGUGACUAUAGACCAUAUUUUACAAUUCAUGACCCCGACUUUGCAUUAUUUACUAAUUCAUCACAAAUUCCAUGCAUAAUAUUAGGAGUCACAAAUCCAUAUUUUAAUAAAGCUAUGCAACAUUUUCCUCACCUUCUUCGUUUAGGUGAUAUUAAUGUUGAAAAUAAAAUAGAAAGUAAAAAGAAAAAGAAUAAUGUUAAAUUAAAAACACUUGAUACAAAAUUAGGAUUUUUUUCAUCAUCAAAAUUUUUUCUCAAUAAUGAUAAUAGUUUAAUAAAAAAAUUAACAAAAACAGGAAAUCGUCCUGAUGAUGCACAACAUGUUAUUAUAAGAAAACAUUUUACCGAACUUACAGAAUGUUUUAUGUUCCCUUUUGAAAGGUAUUUAUUAUCACUAAUGCCUCUUAGAAAAGAUAUUUCAAUUUUUAAUCCCAUACCAAAAAUAAAUAAUUUUAAUGUUGAAGAUUUUCUUCAAAGUCUCACUCAACAUAAAAAUCCUUUAAAAGCGUACGGUGUACAAAAAGAUAUAUCACAAUUAUAUCGUCGCUUCAUAAAUACGCAAACAUUUAAAAAUUGGUUCAGUAAAAGAUGUGAAGAUAUUAACCUUCAAUUGGUUGAGGCAUAUCAUGAUAUUAUGAAAAAUAUUAAUAUAUCAACAUUAAAUCUUUCAAAACAUAAUCAUGUUGAAGUUGUUGAUUUAGUUAUGAAAAUAAGUAAUCGUUUUAGAUCCCUAUCAUCAACGAUGAAAGAGGAAAAGUCACAAUUAAGAAGGCAAUUGACAGACAUUAUGGCAGAUAUUGAUGAUGAACUUAAAUCUGUUCUUUUAAGUAACAAUGCUUUUCGAGAACUCUUUGACUUUUAUGAAUCUGAUAUUUAA